AAACGCAAACUAGUAAACACCAAAAAUCGAGACUGCCUCUCGAGAAUCAUCCUUCAGAUGGUGAAUUAAAUCAUGUGCAAUGAUUUUAAAAGAAAUCAGACAGCUGUGAUGAAUUCUCCAGAAUUAUAGUGCUGCUGUGAACCCAAACAUCCUUCCAAGAAACACUAUUUGGUUAACAAAUUUCAGCGGAAAAUGAACGACUCUCGGAGGCGGCGGUCGUCGGGGAACAGUAGGCAAAACCAUCGGUCCGUUUCGUCCGUAAACGGCGGGCACGACGCAUCCAACACCAAGACCAACGGGUCAUUGACUGGCCGGGAUUCUGGAGUGCGGUCGAAAAAUUUUAAGAGUUCAUACCAGAGGUCUGGUAGCUAUGACAAGGUGAGACGUUUAGUGAAGGAGGAAGGGAGGAUGGCUCGUAACUUGGUCACAUGGAAUGUGCCUGUAGACAGUGAUGACAGUGACGCUCGGAAGAAGUCGCAGUCGAUGCCGUCGCUAGACUCACCUAGAGAUCAGAAGUCUAGCACUCUGAGUCAAAAGGAGGCUAUGAAAAUUGAAAGACAAACUACAUCUGGAAGCCUCACACCCGGCCGCAAGAAGGCCAUUGCGAAGAAAGUAGACCUAAGGGCCCGAUACUGGGCAUUUCUCUUUGACAACCUCCAGAGGGCGGUAGAUGAAAUCUACCAGACGUGUGAGGUUGAUGAGAGCAUCGUAGAAUGCAAGGAAGUGAUCAUGAUCCUGAAGAGUGCUACACAGGAUUUUGAAUCCCUCAUCAAGAGGAUUACCGUUCAGAAAGAUUUUGAAAAUGCAGACGCCGAAAACAGGCCUACAUCCUUAGCAUGGGAGGUGCGUAAGACAUCCCCCGGACACACCCUAGGUAGCCCCACCCCCGAUGGGUACAGGAGCACCCCUAGUCCGGUCAACAGGUCAUUGAACUUUGGGACAACAGGUGCACAAGGAUCAGGAAAAGCAAGUCCUGUUCCAGUGGCUCCCAUGGGUACAAGUUGGGCCGACAGAGUGAAGGGUAAGAAGCCCAUCAGACCGGUCCCUCAGUCUCCUAUCAAAGAAGAACCGGCCAAGCAAACUCCUCCGCCUCCUGCUGUCCCGUCUGCAGAUGCCCAGAACGAUACGAGAGUACCCAGUGUAGAUGGGACCCACAGUGAAGAUGCCGAUGAUGAAGGAUGGGAGACGGUCCAACGCAGCAAGCAGAACCGCUCCCGCCCCUCCUCGGCCAAGCACUCCUCAACGUCAUCAAACAACAACAGCCGUCACCACCCCACCGGCAACAACUCCAUGCAAUCAAGCACAAACCGAGCCCCUGCCCCUCCCAGUUCUUACUCGGUUCAGACUAGUACCACGACGGUGUCCAACAAACCCCCACUGCCUGCCGAGUCUAAACCAAGGGAGAGAGCUGAUAGUGAGAAAGAAAACAGACCAGACCAUGUCGAACAGCGGAAUACUGCCAGCGGUGGAGGAUCUGUCAAUCGACAGUUGAUGCAGGAGACACAGAAUGUUGCACCCGCCGUAAGGUCAUUGGACAUCAAGGAAGAGGAUCCCUGCAUCAUCAGCGCCUCAACACGUAAAGCAAUAGAUUCUUCCUCUGAUGAAGAGCAAGGAGAUGAUGACAAUGAAGAGGUAUUAGCCACAAAACUUGAUGAUGUUGAGAACGGGAGCACCGAUUUGGAUGAGGAAGAUACACUAACCAACGAGCUGGCGAAAUGUCAGGAAGAGGCACUUGCUCGGGCAAUUGCUGAGGAAGAGAGCCUUAAUAAAGAGAUUCAGGAGGAGGAACAGACUGAGAUAGUGGUGGAAACUGAUGAUGCAGAGAGUGACCUUGGGAACACAUUAAGCUCAUUGGAGUGUUCACAGCAAGCUGUUGAUUGGGCCGAGAUGGCACUGGAUUUUGAGAAGCGAGAGAGCGAGGGCGCUUCGUGGAACGAGUUAGUGAAUAUCGCAGAGAACGUGGAAUCGGCCAGGACGCCAGGAUACGCUCUUCAUAUGCAUGAGAAACUCUCCUCACCUUCAAGGAAAAGGACGAGAGAAGAAUCCCAGAAGCGUCACGAGGAAAGACAGAGCAGAGCCCAGAGCAAACGGGAACAGCUUGCAGAAGCCAAGUCUAACAGACUUACAUUACUGCAUGAAAAGGUUGAAGAGGUGGUGGAAUGGAAAGACGAAUUGAUAAAGCAGAAGAAGAAACUCCUGGAAGAGAAGCAGAAGAGAGCCGAAGAGAAGAGACUGAUGCAGCUACAAGCUGUCAUCAGGAAGGCUCAGGAUGAAGAAGCAAAGGCCAAUGAGAUAGCGUUCAUCAAUUCAUUGGAGGCGCAGAACAAGAAGCAUGACAUCAUGGCAAGGCAUCAAGGUCAUGAGGCUCGUUACCAUGACAUCCUAGAGGAGAGACAGAGGAAGAACGAAGAGAAGGCAGCUAAAGAGGAAGCCGUGCAGGAGAGAAGAAAGGCACUGGAAGAUGAGAGGAUAGCUCGGUUGGAGGCGAUGAAGAAGUAUCGACGUGAGCAGGAGGAGAAGAUGAAUGCAUUGAAGGAGCAGAGAGAACUAGCCAGGGAGAAUGCGCUCAAGGAAAAGGCAAAGGAGCGAGAGCAGCGCCUGUCGGCACUCACAGCUGCUCAAAGUGCCAAAGAAGAGGAGAUUCAGAAGAAAAUACAACAAAAGCAUGAUGAGAGCCAGAAGCGUCACAGUCAGCAGAUUGAACAGAAGAGAGAGAGGGCCAUUGAACUGAGUACCCUAAGGCAUUACCGUACCAGCGACUCCGCCCCAAAACAGAAACCCUAUGAAAAGAAGAAGAUGUGCAACUUGUGCAAUGUAUUGAUCCCAUCAGAGGUGUACCUCAUGAGCCAUCUUAGAGGAAAGAAACACAGAGAGAAAGUAGCAGAAAAACACAAAGCAGCUAGCAUCAGUGAAGAAGAAUUGGAAAAUUACUCAGUGAAACUCGUGGUGGAGGCUCCUGGGGACCAGUCCCACCCUGAGAUCGUAGCUGAGAGGGAGAGACAGAAAGCUAGUAGGAAGAGGGCCAGGAAACUGAGACAAAGAAUGGCUAGCAAAGGCAAGGAGUAUGAGAACAAUCUGCCAUCAAAGACACAAGGACAGGAUUCACAUCACAAAGCAAAGCUACAGAAGCUUCUCAAGGACCUGAACAAGUACCUUCAAGCUCAGGACUCAUCAGGUCCGUGGGAACAGAGCAAGGUCUCUGCCAUGGAAAGGGCACUAGGAGAGGUGAAUCGCAUCCUAGAUAAAAAGGAGCAGACUGAUCAAAUCAUGUUUAGAGCGCAUGGUGGGUUGUCCGUCCUAACCAGGGUGCUGAUGCUCAUAGAUAGUGCGUCCAGUGAUAAACCAGCAGUUGUACCAAAGAAGACACUGUGCUCUUCUGCUGAGGUAUUCCGUCUUGCAUGCAGGAACAACUUUGAUAACUGCCAAUAUACCAUGUACAGUGGCAAGAUGGCUCCUCUUAUAGACCUUCUGAUGCAUCAAUUAUCAAUUCUUAUACCAGACACAGAGGAUGGCCUGCAUGGUCAUCCCUGGGGUCCAGACUCCCUCAAGCCACCCCAUGACAGCGUAGCGGGCAGUCUCAUGCUUCUACUCACCAGUAUACUCAAUGUCCUGGUCAAGCAUCGGCCGCAGUCUCCUUCCUCGCCCGACGGCAAGCUCCCAUCGUCGGCCAAGAAGAAACAAAAGGAUACCUUUGACCAGUGGGGCAUGGAUGUGGUUAGUUACUUGGUAAGCUGUGGUGUUCUGGAUAAACUGACAGUGUACUUCAACAAUGUCCGCAAUCCUAUCGAUCAGGAACCACAGAUAGCUGAAUUCCUUCAGCAUGCCAUGGGUCUCCUGGGAGCCAUGACUCGAUUUAUAUCUACGACUUCCAACAGGUUGGGUAUCUUUGGUCCGAAGAAGGAUGACCCCACCCAGCUGGUAGCCACAUUCCAGGUGACCGGUCUUGGGGGUAUUGUAUCCCUCCUCUACGGCAUCCUCCUCCACGGGGGUGCCCCCUCCCGCGACAGCAGCAUGACCCCGCCCGAAAUACCCGAACACACCCUCAGCGUCGUCAAUGCUGGUAUCAAGAUGCUCAGUAGUAUAGCCACCCUAGAUCUCAACGUUCUACAAACUGCCCUAGGAGCAGAGGGAACAUCCCUUGAGUUCCGUCACAUAGCUACCUAUCUGAUGUGGUACUGCAGUCACUUCACCGCCAACGAGGAUCUACUUCACGAGGUUAUUCUUAUCGUAGGCUACAUCACUGUCCUCAACCUAGAUAACCAGAUCCUUGUUCAAACAGGCAACACCCCAACGCUUCUCCAGCAGCUGUGCAGUCUACCAUUCCAAUACUUCAGUGACCCACGUCUUAUCAACGUCCUCUUCCCCACCCUCAUCUCGUGUUGCUAUGACAACGCCGAGAACAAGAAGAUCCUUCAGCAGGAAAUGAGCUGCUCGCUGCUCAUGUUGUUUUUGGAGGAACGUCAGAGAGACAAAAGCAAAGGGGCAUUACCCUCAGUUACCAAGGCUAGAGCAGUGCAUGAUGCUAGUGAGAAGGAUCCCUCCAGUCAUGACCUAGGUAGAGUCUUGUAUUGAGCUUGCAGUGCAUCCACACUAAUUUGUUUCGAUUUUAUCUCUCU
Lytechinus variegatus (green sea urchin) is the source of this 4616-nucleotide messenger RNA. RefSeq names its product S phase cyclin A-associated protein in the endoplasmic reticulum-like (gene scaper). The coding region runs from base 193 to 4572 and encodes 1459 amino acids. Lineage: Eukaryota; Metazoa; Echinodermata; Echinoidea; Temnopleuroida; Toxopneustidae. The record is from RefSeq and is a predicted model, not a curated record. The transcript is spliced from 31 exons.